This is a messenger RNA of Equus quagga, 1278 nucleotides long. RefSeq names its product guided entry of tail-anchored proteins factor 3, ATPase (gene GET3). The transcript has 7 exons. Bases 19 to 1065 code for a protein of 348 amino acids. NCBI's taxonomy places the organism in Eukaryota, Metazoa, Chordata, Mammalia, Perissodactyla, Equidae. Gene Ontology annotation, biological process: post-translational protein targeting to endoplasmic reticulum membrane. Gene Ontology annotation, molecular function: ATP hydrolysis activity; ATP binding. Gene Ontology annotation, cellular component: GET complex. The record is from RefSeq and is a predicted model, not a curated record.
ACGUGAGCCGGUUCCAAGAUGGCGGCAGGGGUGGCCGGGUGGGGGGUUGAGGCAGAGGAGUUCGAGGAUGCGCCUGAUGUGGAGCCGCUGGAGCCCACGCUUAGCAACAUCAUCGAGCAGCGCAGCCUUAAGUGGAUCUUCGUCGGGGGCAAGGGUGGCGUUGGCAAGACCACCUGCAGCUGUAGCCUAGCGGUCCAGCUCUCCAAGGGGCGGGAGAGUGUUCUUAUCAUCUCCACCGACCCAGCCCACAACAUCUCCGAUGCGUUUGACCAGAAGUUCUCCAAGGUGCCAACGAAGGUCAAAGGCUACGACAACCUCUUUGCCAUGGAGAUUGACCCCAGCCUGGGCGUGGCCGAGCUGCCUGAUGAAUUCUUCGAGGAGGACAACAUGCUGAGCAUGGGCAAGAAGAUGAUGCAGGAGGCCAUGAGCGCCUUCCCGGGCAUCGACGAGGCCAUGAGCUAUGCAGAGGUCAUGAGGCUGGUGAAGGGCAUGAAUUUCUCGGUGGUGGUGUUUGACACGGCACCCACAGGCCACACGCUGAGGCUGCUGAACUUCCCCACCAUCGUGGAGCGGGGCCUAGGCCGCCUCAUGCAGAUCAAGAACCAGAUCAGCCCCUUCAUCUCUCAGAUGUGCAACAUGCUGGGCCUGGGGGACAUGAAUGCAGACCAGCUGGCCUCCAAGCUGGAGGAGACACUGCCCGUCAUCCGCUCCGUCAGCGAGCAGUUCAAGGACCCUGAGCAGACGACCUUCAUCUGCGUGUGCAUCGCCGAGUUCCUGUCCCUGUAUGAGACGGAGCGGCUGAUCCAGGAGCUGGCCAAGUGCAAGAUCGACACGCACAACAUCAUCGUCAACCAGCUCGUCUUCCCUGACCCCGAGAAGCCCUGUAGGAUGUGCGAGGCCCGCCACAAGAUCCAGGCCAAGUACCUGGACCAGAUGGAGGACCUGUAUGAAGACUUCCACAUUGUGAAGCUGCCGCUGCUGCCCCAUGAGGUUCGGGGGGCGGACAAGGUCAACACCUUCUCUGCCCUCCUCCUGGAGCCCUACAAGCCCCCCUGCGCCCAGUAGCACUGCUGCCAGCCCUAGCUGCUGCCGUUUUACACCCACCCUCCACCCCCACUGGGGCAGAGUUUGCACAAAGUCCCCCCAUAGUACAGGGGGAGCAACUUGGGGGGCAGGAGGCGGGGAGGGGGUCUGUUCCCCCUGGUGGGGUCAGGGGGGCUGUAGCUGCCCCCCACCUCUCCCUGCCUCUUGCCCCUCAAUAAAAUGAUCUUAAACCAC